AUGGCCGUUUUGUGCAUCAGUUCUUGGUGCUGUAGAGCAGAAGAAGAGUGCCUGAAGAGUACCUAUUGGUGCUAUGAGUGCGACUCAUGGACGGAUCCCCGGUGCCGGGACCCAUUCAACUCAACAGCUCACCCCAACGACCUCCCGCCACUCAAGCAGUGCGAGGGCUGCUGUGUCAAGAUAGUCAUGCAUGCGGCUACGUCAAAAGAAGUGGUCCGACGCACCUGCACGAAAAGCCUGUUGAUCAACUUGUUCAUGGUCGACCACGUGUGCAUGUAUGAAGGCGGGAACACGGGCCACAUGUGCUUCUGCGAACGCGACAACUGCAAUGGUGCUUGGGCGCUGUCGGGCGACGCACCUCUUCUCUGUGCCUUUACGGGGAUCAUCUUCCUCAUCUUCCGUCGGCUUGGACUCCUCCUCUGA
This is a messenger RNA of Uloborus diversus, 423 nucleotides long. RefSeq names its product protein quiver-like. The coding region runs from base 1 to 423 and encodes 140 amino acids. The record is from RefSeq and is a predicted model, not a curated record. Lineage: Eukaryota; Metazoa; Arthropoda; Arachnida; Araneae; Uloboridae. Gene Ontology annotation, biological process: positive regulation of voltage-gated potassium channel activity; sleep; regulation of synaptic transmission, cholinergic. The transcript is spliced from 4 exons.